AUGGCCAGAGAUGAGUUUAAGAAGAAUCCAUGUGCGGAGGUCAAAAUCAAGUUGCUUGGAAAGAGAAAUAAGGAUGCAAGGACAUACAACUUACCUCAAGUUUCUGAAGUUGCUACGUUAGUUUUUGGAGACCUUGAUACAAAUAUGGGUCAGCAUGACAUAUUGGUAAAAACUAAUGCUGGCACACUGCAAAGAAUUACUGAGUUAAAUCCAUCCUACUUACCUCUACAAUACCCGUUGCUUUUCCCAUAUGGUGAGGACGGUUACACAAUGGUCGAGGCUGGAAGAUUAAUCUAUGUUAGAACACACCAAAAGAAUUUGAGGUGUGAAACUUAUAAUUGUUUGACUGAUGCUUUGACUCGAGGAGAGGUUGACCCAAAUGCACAAGGUAGAAGAAUCAUAUUACCGUCAAGUUUUGUUGGGGGUGCUCGGUAUAUGAUACAGAAUUACCAAGAUGCUAUGCCUGAGGUAGAAAGAUUUCUUAAAGACACAAAUUGUAGAGCUGAAGAUCGGCCAGACAUUAUUUGUAGAGUUUUCAAAAUGAAGUUAGACAGUUUGAUUGCUGAUUGUCGGAAGAAUAAGUUGUUUGGAUCUGUAAAUGGAGUAAUAUAUACCAUUGAGUUUCAGAAGAGAGGUCUCCCUCAUGCUCAUAUCUUAUUGUGUCUUGAAAAGAGAAAGGAAGGUACAAUCACGAGGAAUUUGGACGCCAUAAUAUCCGUUGAGAUACUAGAUAAGGAAAUGGAUACCAAAUACUACACUACUGUAGAAGAGUUCAUGAUGCACAGACCUUGUGGAAAGGAAGGAAUGAAUUCGCCAUGCAUGUCUGGGAAUGUUUGUACAAAGCAUUUUCCCAAUAAAUUUGUUGAGACUUCAACCUUAGAUGAUGAUGGAUAUCCUAUCUACAGGCGUCGAGAUACUAGUAGGAUUGUAGUGAAGAACGGGAUUCCUCUAGAUAAUAGAUAUGUUGUGCCGCACAACAGAGAGUUAUUAUUGAAGUAUAGGGCCCACAUCAAUGUGGAGUGGUGCAAUCAAUCACGGUCGAUUAAGUACUUUUUCAAAUAUAUCAACAAAGGCCACGAUCGGGUCACUGCAGAAUUUUGCAAGUCAAACACAGACAAGGAGAAUGGAAAAGUGGUGGAUGAAAUCAAUAUGUACUACGAUUGUAGAUACAUUUCUCCGUGUGAAGCCGCAUGGAGAUUGUUUGGCUUUGACAUUCAAUUGAGAGCUCCCUCAGUUGAACGUUUAAGUUUCCACCUUCCUGGGCAACAAAGUGUCAUAUUUGCAGAUGAUGAUCCUGUUGAGAAUGUUAUAAAUAUGCCAACUAUUGCACACAUUGCUAAUAAAACCUACCCAGAAGCAAGAGCAUUGACUUAUGCUGAAAUGCCUACUAGAUUUGUGUGGAAGAUAGAUAUUAGGAAAUGGACUCCAAGGAAAAGAGGAUUUGCAAUCGGUAGGGUUUUUUAUGUUCCACCUGGUACCGGAGACAUAUAUUACCUUAGAUGCUUAUUGAAUAAGGUGCGGGGACCCAUUAGUUUUUCAGAUUUAAUGAAAGUAGAUGGUGUGCAGUUUGGUUCCUUCAAAGAUGCAUGUUAUGCCCGAGGGUUAAUAGAUGACGACAAAGAAUAUGCGGACGCUAUUCAAGAAGCCAGUGACUGGGCAACAGGAAGUCAUUUGAGAAGAUUGUUUGUAACUUUGUUAAUGUCAAACUCCAUUGCAAGACCUGAUGUGGUUUGGGAUGCUGUGUGGCACUUGCUCUCUGAGGACGCUCAAUUCCACGUGCGUAAAAAUUUGAACAUGCCAGAGUUAUUGUUGAGUGAGGAACAACAACAAAAUUUUACUUUAUUGGAAUUAGAAAGAUUGCUAUCCCCCUUGGGGAAAAGUUUGAAAGAUUUUCCUAAUAUGCCAUUGGCGAAUGAAGAAUGUUACAACUUGGCAGCAAAUAAGUUCAUACAGGAGGAGUUAUGUUACAAUCAUGAUGCUCAGAAGGUAGAGAAUGAAGUUUUGGUUAGCCAACUUACUGAAGAACAAAUGACAAUAUACAAUGAGGUCCUUCAAAAUGUUGACAACAACACUAGGGGUUUAUUCUUCGUAUAUGGCUAUGGUGGAACAGGAAAGACCUUUUUAUGGAGAGCAUUGCCUUCCUAUUUAAGGUCCAAAGGAGAUAUAUUUCUAAAUGUGGCAUCAAGCGGCAUUGCCUCACUUUUAUUGCCGGGUUGGAGGACUGCUCAUUCAAGGUUUGCUAUACCCAUCUCUAUUAAUGAAGAUUCAACCUUCAACAUUAGUCAAUGA
Messenger RNA from Ipomoea triloba (trilobed morning glory), 2289 nucleotides. RefSeq lists its product as uncharacterized. Gene Ontology annotation, biological process: telomere maintenance; DNA repair. The transcript has 6 exons. The record is from RefSeq and is a predicted model, not a curated record. Bases 1 to 2289 code for a protein of 762 amino acids. Lineage: Eukaryota; Viridiplantae; Streptophyta; Magnoliopsida; Solanales; Convolvulaceae. Gene Ontology annotation, molecular function: DNA helicase activity.